AGCAGUUGGUUCGCUCCGCCGUGUCUGGUGCUCAGCCAGAGCUGCGAGAGGCUGUUAUUUAGGUCCGUUACAGCAGACAGAGAGCAGCUCACCCAAGGGCAAGAGGGGGGGGGGGAGAAGAGAGCGAGAGAGAGAGAGAGAGAGAGUCAGUCAGAGUCACGCUCAGCCAGGCAGGAACCAGAGCUGCAUUCCAGCUGAGAGGGAAAGAGGGGGGAAAAGCUCCAGCAUCGGCAGGAAGAGAAGGAGAGUGACAGCGAGAGCGCAGCGCAGGCGGCGGAUCCGUGGAGCGCGUCGCUGCCGUUUGUUGUCGUCACCGCCUCGGCGUGACGUGCGCGGUGGAAGCGGGGCAGGACGCGGGCCGGGACUCCCGGGGGGCUCGGAGGGAUUCUUGCUGAGGGCGGAGGGGACGUGGGGCGGGGGUUGGGGUGGGGUUAGGGUUCCCGGUGCCAUGUUCGACUGCAUGGAGGCUCUGGGAAUGGGCCCCCGUCAGCUCUAUGAUGUCACCGGCCGGGGCGCGUGCAUGCUGCGCAAGGCGAGCCCCUUCUUUGCGGGGCUCGACCCCUUCGCCUGGACGGGCAGUGCCAGCGUUCAGUCGGUGGAGACCCAGAGCACCAGCUCAGAGGAGAUGGUACCCAGUUCUCCGUCUCCACCUCCCCCACCUCGUGUCUACAAGCCCUGCUUUGUGUGCCAGGACAAGUCUUCGGGGUACCACUACGGGGUCAGCUCCUGUGAGGGCUGCAAGGGUUUCUUCCGACGGAGUAUCCAGAAGAACAUGGUGUACACCUGCCACAGAGACAAGAACUGUCAGAUCAACAAGGUCACACGCAACCGCUGCCAGUACUGCCGGCUGCAGAAGUGCUUUGAGGUCGGCAUGUCCAAGGAAGCGGUGCGCAACGACAGAAACAAGAAGAAGAAGGAUGUGAAGGAGGAGUUAGUGCUUCCAGAGAGCUAUGAGCUAAGUGGAGAACUCGAGGAGUUGGUCAAUAAAGUCAGCAAAGCUCACAAAGAAACCUUCCCGUCACUUGGCCAAUUGGGCAAAUACACCACCAACUCCAGCUCAGACACCCGGGUCCAGCUGGAUCUGGGUUUGUGGGACAAGUUCAGUGAGCUGUCCACCAAAUGCAUCAUCAAGAUUGUGGAAUUUGCCAAACGGCUGCCCGGUUUCACCACCCUCACCAUCGCUGACCAGAUCACCCUGCUGAAGUCGGCCUGUCUGGACAUACUGAUGCUGAGGAUCUGCACACGCUACACUCCAGAGCAGGACACGAUGACCUUCUCAGACGGCCUGACUCUGAACCGGACCCAGAUGCACAACGCCGGUUUUGGACCUCUCACAGACCUGGUGUUCGCCUUUGCCGGCCAGCUUCUACCCCUGGAGAUGGACGACACAGAGACUGGACUCCUGAGCGCCAUCUGCCUCAUCUGUGGAGACCGCAUGGAUCUCGAGGAGCCCCAGAAAGUGGACAAGCUGCAAGAGCCUCUGCUUGAGGCUCUGAAGAUCUACGCCCGUCGCCGUCGCCCCAACAAACCUCACAUGUUUCCCCGCAUGCUGAUGAAGAUCACUGACCUGCGGGGCAUCAGCACCAAGGGCGCAGAGAGAGCCAUCACUCUGAAGAUGGAGAUCCCGGGGCCAAUGCCUCCUUUGAUCAGGGAGAUGCUGGAGAACCCAGAGGCCUUUGAGGACCAGACAGAGGGCAACGAGAGCCCGCCCCCUCCGCCACCCCCGCCGCCCCCGCCUGCGCCGCCGGCGCAGGUCAAGCAGGAGGCGGAGGACGAGGAAGACAGCUGGGCCACCGAGAACGGCAGCGAGCCAUCGCCGGAAGAGGACGAAGACGAGGACGAGGACGCGGGGGACGAGGAUCGGGACAGGGGCUCGGACAGUGACGGGGAGCCCUGGGGCGUGCUGGACGGCGCCGACGGGUCGAGGAAGGGCCUCGUUGGGAGGGCGCAGUGAACAGAGCAUUUCAGACAUAUACGCACACUCAUGCACACACAGGCUCAGACACACACAAAUACACGCACGUACACACGCGCACUCAAAGCUACUUUGAGACAAACAACACAACCUCACUCGGUCUCCUCCACCUCAACAACACGCCGGCCUUCCCUCGUACUGCACACCCCUGUGUCGUCCACGGCGGAGCACAGCAGAGCCUUAUGUGUACAGACACGUCUAACUCAGUGAACUCCAGAAAAAAAAGAAAGUAAAGGAGAGGUGACGGCGAAUCCUCUGAACUCCCCCGGCCCGGCCGAGAGGCUGACAGAACCUCUCUGCGAAAGCACCGAGUCUCUUUUCCUUGGCGUUUGUAUGAGAGCGGGGGGGGAAACAGCCAAACCAGACACCAGAACUGAGCAGUCGAUUCCCGUGGAUUGCAACAAGCACAUUUCUCAAAAAAACAACAACACGAGUACAGGGCAAAACCAAAUUAAGUAUGCUAAUCGGUUGUUUUUAUGGUUAUUGCUUUUGAAUAUUGUCUUCAAUUUUUCUUCUCUUUCUUUCAAUUUAUAAAUAAGUCCAUACAUAUCUAUAUACCAUUAUAUUUUUGUCUUUAUUUGUUAUUCUGGUUUUAUAUAUGAAUCCUUUUAGAGAACUUUUUUCUUUUGAAGAGCUUUCCUGAGAACAUAUUCGGGGGGGAAAGAAGGGUAAUCUGGCUGGGUCUUCCUUAUCAGCUACAUAUGCUUAGCUGGGGCUUUUUUUGGGGGGGGCACUUUGGCUCACUGUGGAUGUCAAUGAUAAUCAACCCAGAGGACUAUUGUUGUGUUGCAGGGACUCCGUUUCUGUUAUCAGGGAAUUGGCAUUAUUCUCAUUGCAGCAGACAAAUGCUGCCACUGCGGAAAGUAAGCAUCAUUGUGCCAAAGUUAGGAAAAGUCCUCUUGAGAGCGUGAGUGGAACUACUGGCAGGGACUCCAGCUGCCAUCCAGCAAUCCUCGCAGCGGCGCACACACAUUAACACACCAAUGCACACGUCAUGCACACACUCCGUUCUCGAUACCCCCAGCUGUAGCAGACACAUGGCAUCAAGUGCCCGGACAAGGGCCGUAUACUUGACCGAAUAUGUAGCACUUUCCUGAUCCUGUAUUACUUACUCUCUGGGAGCGGAUAUUUCCAUUAGUGUGUCCGAAAUGAUGGCGGCAUGUACGACAUCGAGGAUACAAUCGACCUUACAGCACUCCCUGAUGAUGUCAGUAGAAGCACAGAUUUAAAAAAAACACCCACACAUGGUCAGCACCGACGCACAGACAUACAGACAUCCGCAAGUCGAAAGCAGGACUCUUCAUGGAAGACAUUUUGGAUUCACACUCAGGGCUUUUCAGUAAGGACCAAACUCUCGCUGCAUUUAGGCUCGCUAGAAACAGGCAAUAUUUAUGUGUGUGCUCUUGACUCCGUUUUUUUUUUUUCUUUGAUCAGCUCCACUCUGCGUGUACAUAGAAGGUGACAAGUCUGAGGAAUCAGCACGUGUGCCAGCCCGGCUCUCUCACGUGGGGGGGGGUCAUCGGCACUGACCCCCCCCCGCCUGUGCUCGUGCUGGAAUCCAAGCAUAAAACUGCCUUCUCAUCCUGAAAGCCAUCAUAUCGUCUUGUCUUCUCAUGUACAUCUAUUCCUCUCUUUAAGCAGUGGAGCAUUAAGUGUUCUCAUGUAUAUUUUCUUUAUUGCCAAAUUGUCUUGGAGCGCGGCUGAUUCAAAGUACACAGGGGGGGGUUCUGUCUCUCUUUGAAGCAAUAUGAACAUCUUUUCUGUAAGGUGAGAGGUCCCGUCUUCUGAAUAUGGGCAGCUCUCCUCAGUUUGUGCGUUUUGUGUGUAUGCGUGCAUGUGUGAGAGAGUGUGAGAAUGCUUCCGAAUGUUUUGAGUCAUUGAGUGAAUGGUCACAACCCCUCCAUCUCUCUCUCUCUCUCUCUCUCUCUCUCUCUGCUGGUCUAUCAUGAUGUCGAUGAUGGUAAUCCAGGCGAAACUUUGAGAUUAUGUUUCAUGUUUUUCCAACAUGGCCACGGUGUUGUCAACUCUCUGUUUAUGUCAACUCUUGUCAUACAAAGAAAAGCCAUAUAAACAGUAAGAGUAACAAUAAACUACUUUUGUGAGAUUA
Messenger RNA from Pungitius pungitius (ninespine stickleback), 4082 nucleotides. RefSeq names its product retinoic acid receptor gamma a (gene rarga). Gene Ontology annotation, cellular component: transcription regulator complex; nucleus. Gene Ontology annotation, biological process: retinoic acid receptor signaling pathway; cellular response to corticotropin-releasing hormone stimulus; regulation of transcription by RNA polymerase II. Gene Ontology annotation, molecular function: zinc ion binding; RNA polymerase II cis-regulatory region sequence-specific DNA binding; nuclear glucocorticoid receptor binding. NCBI's taxonomy places the organism in Eukaryota, Metazoa, Chordata, Actinopteri, Perciformes, Gasterosteidae. The record is from RefSeq and is a predicted model, not a curated record. Bases 449 to 1954 code for a protein of 501 amino acids. The transcript has 8 exons.